Messenger RNA from Beta vulgaris subsp. vulgaris (sugar beet), 2838 nucleotides. Its product is annotated as probable receptor-like protein kinase At2g42960. Gene Ontology annotation, molecular function: protein kinase activity; ATP binding. Gene Ontology annotation, biological process: protein phosphorylation. The record is from RefSeq and is a predicted model, not a curated record. The transcript has 8 exons. NCBI's taxonomy places the organism in Eukaryota, Viridiplantae, Streptophyta, Magnoliopsida, Caryophyllales, Amaranthaceae. Bases 735 to 2273 code for a protein of 512 amino acids.
AGGCAACUGCGUUUUCAGUCCUUUGACUCCCAACUUCUCUCUCUCUCUAAUCUCUCUAUCUUGAUUUUGACCCAUUUUUCCUUUUCCUUUGCUUGCUUUUCUACCCCUUUUCUUCUUCCUUUUUCUACUACCAGAAUUAUACUAUAUACUUCCCAGUAUUUGCAAAACUAUAAUUUCACUUCAUUCUCAAAUUUGCUUCUUUCUUCACUGUUUUUCACCCAUUUCUUUUUAUGGCUUUCCUCCAUUGUUAACAAAUUAAGCUUCCUUCAAUUGGAUCCCUAGAUUUUUCAACCCACCAAACCAUUUUUGUUGAAAACUUGGGUAAUUGGAAAAAAAAGACAAAAAAAGGAACACCCUUUUGUCUUCCUGUUCACAUUUGGGUUGAACAAUUAGAAAUAUUUUGUGGGUUUUUUUUUUUUUUUUUGUCAUUGAAUUCAUUUAUUUGGGUUUGAAUUCUUCAAAAUCACUCCUCCUUUAAAGUUGUGACCUUUUUGGGUGAAUUGCUUGCUUUAGGUCUACAUUGGCCUAUUUUCUAUGCUAAUUGAGUUUGUUUUGGGUGUAAAGCAAGCCUUUUGUUUGCUAUUCUGUGUUCUGAAGGAAGAAGAUCAAGGAGGUUAGAUUUGAUUUCAUCAUCUUGCUAAAAAGCAGGUGAAGAUGUGUAGAUUGUACAAAUUAUAGAGUCUAUUAAGGGCAGGCUGAGCUAAUCUGGCUUUGGUAUUGAUAGAAGAUUAGCGAUGUCAUCCAAUGGCUCAUUGAGUGCAAAACUUUCACAGAAGACAGCUCUGGGUCUGAAGCUGUGGGUUUUAAUUGGUUUAUGUGUUGGUUUGUUUAUAGUUGUUAUUCUUUGUAUCUUGUCUGUAUGGGUCACAUUCCGGAGGAAAUCAAGAAGGCGGCUGGAUAGGUUCUCCCAUUCUCAGAUUCCGAAUGUUACAAAGGAUAUAAGGGUUGAUAGAAUUGGGGCGCCAGUUCCUCGUGAUCGUCAUGAUAGCUUAUCUCUCCAUGUACAUGAUAAAUCGAGCGACAGAAAUUCAGGAAAGAUGUUUGCUCAUUUGGGUAGGAGCAAGUCCAGUGAUGUCGACACAAUGAGCCAGUGCAGUUCGAUGCAUCCCCACGAUAGGGCGUAUAGCUCACAGUCUGGGGAAGAUGGAAGUUUUGGCACUAUUCCGAAGAAUGCUUCAUUAUCUUAUGGCGUUGUUACAGCUUCUCCUUUAAUUGGUUUGCCAGAGAUAUCACAUCUUGGUUGGGGACACUGGUUUACUCUUAGAGAUCUUCAAAUGUCAACAAAUCAUUUUUCUCCAAAUAAUAUUAUAGGGGAGGGCGGUUAUGGUGUCGUCUAUAAAGGGUUGUUAGUCAAUGGAACCGAAGUAGCUGUUAAGAGACUUGUCAACAAUUUGGGACAAGCCGAGAAAGAAUUUAGCGUAGAAGUCGAAGCAAUAGGUCAUGUUCGACACAAGAAUUUGGUGCGGCUUUUGGGCUAUUGCAUUGAAGGAGUUCAUAGGAUGCUUGUUUAUGAAUAUGUCAACAAUGGCAACUUGGAAGAAUGGCUUCAUGGAGCUAUGCGUCAACAGGGUACCCUUACUUGGGAGGCUCGCAUCAAGGUUCUUCUUGGGACCGCUAAGGCGCUUGCCUAUCUGCACGAGUCAAUAGAACCGAAAGUUGUUCAUCGAGACAUAAAAGCAAGCAAUAUUUUGAUUGAUACUGAUUUCAAUGCCAAAGUUUCUGAUUUUGGAUUGGCAAAGCUCUUGGAUUCAGGAGAAAGUCAUAUAACCACUAGAGUAAUGGGGACUUUUGGGUAUGUGGCACCAGAAUAUGCAAAUAGUGGGUUGUUGAACGAGAAGAGUGACAUUUACAGUUUUGGCGUUUUGCUUUUAGAAGCCAUAACUGGAAGGGACCCUGUAGAUUAUAGCCGGCCUGCCAAUGAGGUCAAUCUUGUAGAAUGGCUAAAAGUCAUGGUGGGGACUAGAAGGUCUGAGGAAGUCGUGGAUCCAAACCUUGAAGUAAAACCUACAACUCGUGGUCUGAAACGUGCUCUUCUGGUAGCUCUUAGGUGUAUAGAUCCUGACCCUGAAAAAAGACCCAAAAUGAGUCAGGUUGUCAGAAUGCUAGAGGCUGACGAUGUUCCGAACCGCGAGGACCGUAGGAACAGAAAGAGCCGUACAACGAGCAUGGAAUUUGAGAUUGCAAAGGAGACCUGUAGCUCAGUUGGUGAUGAAAUUAGUAUUGUUAAAGUGGAAGAUACUAAUAGCCAUGCACCCAGUACAACUGAAGGAUAGCAUCGGCUGUAACAUGGCAUAGCAAAUAUUGGUCAUUUCCUCUAACCCAGAACAUAUAUAUAUAUAUAUGAUGCAGCCACUGAUGUUCAUGCUGAACAAAUACUUACAAGUAACAACUAUUGGCAUUGGUUCCAGCUUUCCUGCUUGAAUACUGGUGCCUCCAUGGUAAAAAUCGGUUCCGGGAUCUUGCAGAAUGACAUGUUUCUUUAUUUGACUUCCAGGAAGUGAGACGGCGGAAGCAGGUUGGUGAGAAACACACUUCUCUGAUUGGAGAUGCUACCUGGAGAAGAGCACCUAUGUACAGAUAUGAAAAUAGUGAAAGAUCUUGCUGUUUUUUUCCUCAUAUUUUAUAUUUUUGAAUUUAUUGCUGAUGAUUAUCAUUUAUGUGGCAUAUUUCUCCCCUUGACUACAUUCUUGAGGUGGGAUGGUGGAGUCUUUGUGAUUCUACCCGUUUUAGCUCACUUUUUUCAUCUUAUGUUGUUUCGAUUAUGUAUUUGAAAAACUUUCCUUUAUAACUUAUAUUUGAAGAUAAUCUAUACUCUUAUCCACAAUUUUUCUUCUGAUU